GGUAGGUACUUAUGUGCCUGCCUACUACGUACUGGUAGCAUGCUGCCAACCUUGUGGUUUCGACGUUUCCUUCUGACCUCGGCCCAGAAUUACUGAAAAAAGUCGUCGCCUUCUCGUCUCAGUUUGCGCCUUUCGCUUCGGACUUUCCUGCCUCCCCCCUAUCAUUAAUUUUCCGCUUCUCUCACGGCAAUCACCUCCUCGACGAUGAGACUCUUUCUGCUCUCCGUCCUUGCCACAGGCCUUAUAGGCGCAGGUCUUUGCGACGCACAGGCCGUCGGUACCAUCUCCACGGACCGUGUGCCCGAUGACCUCAAUGGCUCCAACUUCACCUAUCCAUUUCCCGUCCAUGUUUUCAAUUUUGUGGGCCAGAACCAGGCUCUCGAGAUGGCUUUCAUGGAUGUCAAGCCUACGUGCAAACCCAACGGCAAGACCGCUGUCCUGCUGCAUGGCAAGAAUUUUUGCGGCGCGACCUGGACGACAACGAUUCGUGUGUUGGCCGGCAAGGGAUAUCGCGUCAUCGCGCCGGACCAGGUUGGUUUCUGCAAGAGCAGAAAGCCCGUCGAUUACCAGUUCAGCUUGAGACAGUUGGCCUGGAACACCCGGGGUCUGCUUGACAGCCUCAACGUGGGCAAUGUCACCGUCAUUGGUCACUCCUUUGGCGGCAUGCUCACGACAAUGUUCGGCCUUCAAUACCCCGAGACUGUGGAUGAGCUGGUCCUUGUUGACGCCGUUGGCAUGGAGGACUACACCCAAAAGGGCGUACCCUACAUCAGCAUCGACCAGUCACGCGACCAAGAGGCUUCCUCUACCUAUCAGUCCAUCAAGAGCUACGAACAGCAGUUUUAUUACGUCGGUCAGUGGGACGAGGACUAUGAUACUUGGGUCAGGAUGCUCGUGAACAUCUACUACGGCUCCCAGCGCGAGGCUUACAUUCAUUGCCAAGCCAAGAUCGUCGACCUUGUCCUCACGCAGCCCAUCGCUCAGUAUUUCGAUGAUCUCAAACCCCGCACCCUUAUCAUCGUUGGCAAUAAGGACAGGACGGCAAUCGGUGCGCAGUGGGCUCCUCCUGCAGUUGCAGAGAAGCUAGGCAGAUUCGAUCUUCUAGGCCCCGAGGUGUCUGCUCGGAUCCCUAAGGGCGACCUAAUUAGCUUUCCAAAUGAGGGACAUGCACCUCAAAUCUCUGUGCCAGUGGAAUUUCACGAGGCUCUCUUAGGUUGGCUGUCUAAUUAGGUUAGCGAAUAGAUAUAAGC
This is a messenger RNA of Emericellopsis atlantica, 1250 nucleotides long. RefSeq names its product alpha/beta hydrolase. Lineage: Eukaryota; Fungi; Ascomycota; Sordariomycetes; Hypocreales; Bionectriaceae. The record is from RefSeq and is a predicted model, not a curated record. The transcript has a single exon. Bases 205 to 1230 code for a protein of 341 amino acids.